AUGCAUCUCUCAAUGCCGCCACUGCUCUUUGGCCUCCUGGGCACUGUUCAUGCCUUCCACUUUCUCCCGCGGAGGUCCAUGUCAGAUGACAACGCCACAGAUAGCUCUGAGUUUUCGCUUGCCAUGAAGUUGAACGGCACGUACGCCUCUCUAAAUGCCAUAUACCUCUCGGAGAAGGGUAUCCUCCUUCAGGCUCAAAAUAUGAGCGACUAUUCCGGCACUCCUACGUACCUCAACUCGACGGAGUCCGAUGAUCCUUCGGAUCACUUCCCCGACUCGCUGGUCUUGAAUCUUACAAACACUCCGGACAUCUCUGCCCCUCCUGGAGUCUACGGAGUCGCCGUGGCUAGCCUCGGGGACGCGCAUGGGGCGUGGGUCUUUGUCUCUGCCAUUCAGGAUGAGCAAGAGUUCGACUUUCUCGUCACGGACGGGUCUGUAUACCAUGAGUUGACCGCUGCCCCUCAGAGCUGGUUUGCCUGCUCGCAAACUGUCGAGAACGUGACGGGUACUUUCCUCAGCUGGGGAGUGUAUGACACUAACGGAUCUGCGCCGUUCGGCUGUGAGGUGACAGAUGUGGUUCAGAACUUCAAUGUUCCCGGACGUGCCAAGCUGGAAUUAUUCUGA
Diaporthe amygdali is the source of this 624-nucleotide messenger RNA. RefSeq lists its product as uncharacterized. The coding region runs from base 1 to 624 and encodes 207 amino acids. The transcript is spliced from 3 exons. The record is from RefSeq and is a predicted model, not a curated record. Lineage: Eukaryota; Fungi; Ascomycota; Sordariomycetes; Diaporthales; Diaporthaceae.